AUGGUUCUGUUAGGAGAAAGAGCAGCAACUCGACGUGACUCACUUCACCAAGCUAUAGCUAGUGUUCAAGGAGCUAAAUUGCAAAUUGUUACAGGGCAGUCUUUUUAUCAACUGAUUUGGAUACCGAGCCGCAUCAAGUCUUGCAACAUGGAAGGAAGAUUCGAUGUUCUGUUCUUACUCUUUGGGGCGGUCACCAUCAUGGCAGAUGGAAGCUGUCAUACCAAUGACCGUUGGGAAUGCGGAUGGCUGGGAAUAAAUCAGGAGACGUGUGAGGCGCGAGGGUGCUGCUGGGAUAACAGUGAUCCGAACAAGAAGUGGUGCUAUGUCAAACCUGGCACACAUCUCCCAGAUGGACUCUGCCCCGUUGCUCCUUCUGAGCGCCAGGAAUGUGGUUGGUAUGGCAUUAAGGAGGAGGAAUGUCUGGAAAAGUCUUGUUGUUGGGAUCCUACUGUCCCUGACGCAAAGUGGUGCUUUAAUCAGCCAGACGAACCACCAAUGAGUUGCUACCUUGGAUAUGGCUUGUCUGGAACCUGCAAAUAUGUUUGCGACCCAGGAGAAGAUCAUAUGUACGGUAUGUCAGACUGCGAGGGACGCAUCUGCUGUUACCAUGGCUUCGGAAAAUGAUCUCAUGUCAUGGGUACAAAGAAGUGAACUACACUGAGAUGCUUAUACUUUGACUGAAGAUCUUCAACAAGGGAUCCAUUCCUUGAGAUCCUAAAAUUGCUUUUAGUAUGUACUAGUAUUGUAUUAUGGGACGUAUCAAGGCAACAUGCUGUAAAAGAAUGGAAAUAAAAUGGGAUACAACGGAGAAAUUCA
Stylophora pistillata is the source of this 816-nucleotide messenger RNA. RefSeq lists its product as uncharacterized. NCBI's taxonomy places the organism in Eukaryota, Metazoa, Cnidaria, Anthozoa, Scleractinia, Pocilloporidae. The record is from RefSeq and is a predicted model, not a curated record.